Molecule: messenger RNA, 165 nt
Organism: Apiotrichum porosum
Lineage: Eukaryota; Fungi; Basidiomycota; Tremellomycetes; Trichosporonales; Trichosporonaceae
Exons: 2
Coding region: 1-165 (54 amino acids)
Source: RefSeq, a predicted model, not a curated record
AUGCACGACCACUCCACUCCCGAGUCUGUAACUGAACCCCGAUGCUCCAACACCCCCACGUGCUGGGGCGACAAUGCCGGCAGGAAUAAAGGACGCUCCUGUGUGGGAUACUACACCGAGGGCAGCAUCACCUACUGUCGGCACUGCGGACAGUACUGGUCCUAG